AUGUCGUCGAUGAUCAAUCGAAGUGGAAGAAGUAGAAAGAAAAGCAAGAGGAUAUUACUAAAGACGGCAUUCAGCAAAUUCACUAAUGAUGAAUCCAAUCCAUUGCUAAUUGACAUCGAAGAUGAAAACAAUGAAGGAAACGAACAUGUACAACCUCAGAUUAGAAGAGAAGGACAAAAGAAGUGUGGGGAACGUGUUAAUCGCACACCAGCUCAUUCAAUGCGAAGGGAUCUUAAAGUUGUAGUUUUGAGCUCAGAUUCAAAAAAGAACAUGAAACCCAAAGUCAAUGUGAAGAAGUUUGAUGGAGGAAAUUCAAGGUUUUCAAAAGCUAAAAAAAAUAUACAGAAAAAAGGUUUGAUUGAAAGUUAUGACUUGAUAGAAGAUAGUGGACUAAAUAAGGAAAAUGAAUUGAGAACAAAAAGACGUUUUGAUAGAUGUAAAAUAAAAGGUGAUGAAGUUGUUGUUAUAAACUCAUUUUCAGGAAAAGAUAAUGUUACUGUCAAGAAGCUUCACGAAGAUGAAGACUCUGGUUUUGAAGUUGACAAACCUGUGGUAACAAGGAAAAAGAGAAGGCAUCAUACUUCAUUCAAAGAUGAUGACAAAGAAAAUGUGAAGAAAUUUAAAAGACAAAGGAAUAAAGAAGGAAAUGUAUUGAAGCCAAGAAAACUUCCUAAAGUUGUAGCAAGUGGUGCGAAGAAGCUAGGCGAAUACAAGUACGGACAUCUCCAAAUGUUUCGUACAGUUGUAUGCAUAACCUUAGCAAGGAACAGGAAGCUCAUAUUUCUUCUAUUGGUCUGGGGCAUUUGUUGA
Molecule: messenger RNA, 810 nt
Organism: Lactuca saligna
Lineage: Eukaryota; Viridiplantae; Streptophyta; Magnoliopsida; Asterales; Asteraceae
Source: the annotation of a GenBank genome assembly